Pterocles gutturalis (yellow-throated sandgrouse) is the source of this 1833-nucleotide messenger RNA. RefSeq names its product zinc finger protein 143 (gene ZNF143). Gene Ontology annotation, biological process: central nervous system development; regulation of transcription by RNA polymerase II. The annotation marks the transcript as partial. Gene Ontology annotation, molecular function: RNA polymerase II cis-regulatory region sequence-specific DNA binding; DNA-binding transcription factor activity, RNA polymerase II-specific. Lineage: Eukaryota; Metazoa; Chordata; Aves; Pterocliformes; Pteroclidae. The record is from RefSeq and is a predicted model, not a curated record. The transcript is spliced from 14 exons. Gene Ontology annotation, cellular component: nucleus.
ACAAUGUUAUUAGCUCAGAUAAAUCGAGACUCUCAGGGAAUGACUGAAUUUUCUGGAGGAGGAAUGGAGGCCCAGCAUGUGACUCUUUGUCUAACAGAAGCUGUAGCUGUGCAAGAUGGUGACAACUUAGAAAACAUGGAAGGUGUAAGUUUGCAAGCAGUUACCCUUGCUGAUGGCUCCACUGCUUACAUACAGCACAAUUCUAAAGAUGGUAAAUUAAUGGAUGGCCACGUGAUUCAAUUAGAAGAUGGUUCUGCUGCUUAUGUUCAACAUGUAUCCAUGCCUAAAAGCAGGGACACCUUGCGUCUGGAAGAUGGACAAGCAGUUCAGCUGGAAGAUGGAACUACGGCAUUUAUUCAUCACACCUCAAAAGACAGUUACGACCAGAGCGCAUUACAAGCAGUCCAGCUGGAGGAUGGAACUACUGCCUACAUUCACCACACGGUGCAGAUGCCGCAGUCAGAUACCAUUUUAGCCAUUCAAGCUGAUGGCACAGUGGCAGGUCUUCAUACAGGAGAUGCUGCCAUUGACCCAGAUACCAUCAGUGCUUUGGAGCAAUAUGCAGCCAAGGUGUCUGUUGAUGGAAAUGACAGUGUUAGUGGCACAGGAAUGAUAAGUGAAAAUGAACAAGAUAAAAAAAUGCAGAUUGUCUUGCAAGGACAUGGAACGAGAGUGACUGCAAAAUCGCAGCAGAGUGGAGAGAAAGCCUUUCGCUGUGAUUACGAUGGCUGUGGAAAACUGUACACAACAGCUCACCAUCUUAAGGUGCAUGAAAGGUCACACACAGGAGACAGACCUUAUCAGUGUGAACAUCCUGGAUGUGGCAAAGCCUUCGCAACAGGGUAUGGAUUAAAAAGUCAUGUCCGAACACACACUGGUGAAAAGCCUUAUCAGUGCACAGAAGAAAAUUGCACCAAAUCAUUCAAGACUUCAGGAGACCUGCAGAAACAUAUACGAACCCACACAGGUGAAAGGCCCUUUAAGUGUCCAUUUGAAGGAUGUGGCAGGUCAUUCACAACAUCUAAUAUUAGAAAGGUUCACAUCAGGACACAUACAGGCGAAAGGCCUUAUUACUGUACAGAGCCAGGAUGUGGGAGAGCUUUUGCCAGUGCAACUAAUUAUAAGAAUCAUGUGAGAAUACACACAGGCGAGAAGCCGUAUGUCUGUACAGUUCCUGGUUGUGAUAAACGUUUUACAGAGUAUUCCAGUUUAUACAAACAUCAUGUUGUACAUACACAUUCCAAACCAUAUAACUGUAAUCACUGUGGGAAAACAUACAAGCAGAUUUCUACACUUGCUAUGCACAAGCGGACAGCACACAAUGAUACAGAGCCGAUUGAAGAAGAACAAGAAGCUUUUUUUGAGCCAUCUCCAGGUCAAGGUGAAGAUGUUCUCAAAGGCUCCCAGAUAACCUAUGUGACAGGUGUAGAGGGAGAAGAUGUAAUUUCUGCACAGGUUGCUACAGUUACUCAGUCAGGAUUAGGUCAACAAGUAGCACUAAUAUCCCAGGACGGAACCCAACAUGUCAACAUAUCCCAGGCAGAUAUGCAGGCCAUUGGCAAUACUAUCACUAUGGUAACACAAGAUGGCACCACCAUCACAGUCCCUGCCCACGAUGCCGUCAUCUCUUCUGCAGGAACACAUUCCGUAGCGAUGGUUACUGCAGAAGGCUCUGAAGGACAGCAGGUUGCUAUUGUGGCUCAAGACUUAGCAGCAUUUCAUAGUGCCUCAUCAGAAAUAGGACAUCAGCAACAUGGGCACCAUUUAGUGGCUACAGAAACUAGACCUGUUACUUUGUUGGCUACAUCCAAUGGAACACAAAUUGCAGUGCAG